AUGAAGACCAGCAUCCUGCUUGUGUUCCUUUGGGGUGUAUCCUGCGCUCUCCCUGUAACCAGGUAUCAAAAUGAUGAAUCUGAAAGUUCUAAAGAAUGGAAGGGUCAUCUGGCUCAGGCGUCAACACCAGCCUUGGAGAGCAGCGAGUCAUCAGAAGGAAGUCAACUUAGCUCAGAGGAACAGGCAAAUGAAGACCCCAGUGACAGCGCCGAGUCAGAGGAGGGCCCGGGCUCUGAUGAUCGUCAUUCUGUCCACAGACCGGCUGGUGGCCUCUCUAGGAGUGCAGGAAAAGAAGGAGAUGAUAAAGAUGAUGAUGAAGAUGACAGUGGAGAUGACACCUUUGGUGAUGACGACAGUGGCCCCGGGCCCGAAGAGAGACAAGAAGGAAACUCCAGGCUGGGAAGUGAUGAGGAUUCUGCUGACAUCACGCAAUCCAGCGAAGAGGGCACCCCACAAGGGGACGACAGUGCCCAAGAUGCCACCAGCGAGAGCAGGGACCUCGACGAUGAGGGGGACAGCAGGCGCGAGGGGGGUGACUCCACUCGCGACAGCGAGAGCGAGGAGCACCGGGUGGGAGGCGGCAGUGACGGGGAGAGCAGCCACGGGGACGGCUCCGAGUUCGAUGACGCAGGCAUGCGGAGCGAUGACCCCGCCAGCGGCAGGAGUGAGCGAGGAAGCUCCAGAAUGAGCAGCGCCGGUGUCGCAUCGGCGGAAUCCGGAAGGAACAGCGAGCGAAUAAGCGCUCAGCGCUCAGGGGCCAGCCAAUCAGCGGAGCGUCCCAGCAGGACGGCGUUCAGGAAGUCCCGCCUUUCCGCGGAAGACGGCGGAGGUGCGCUCGAUGGCGGCCACGCGACGGAAGAAGCCCAGAGUGACUCCACGGAGCACACGGACUCCAAAGAAGUGGCCCUCAGAGACUCCAGGGAGGACGGCGAUUACGAACCCCAAGAAGACAGGGAGGAGGCCCAGACCCAGGGGGACAGUGGCGACGCGCCAGAGCCCAGCAGUGAGUCGAGUGAAGAGGCCGACUUGCCGUCCGAGGAAAACAGCAGCAGCGAGUCCCAGGAAGAGGCCGCGACCGAGUCCAGGGGCGAUAACCCGGAUGACGCCGUGAGUCGCGCAGAGGACCAGGGCGACAGUGACUCCAGCGACUCCAGCGAGGAGGGCGGCGCGACCACACCGUCCAGCUCGGAAAGCGAGUCCAGAGAGGGGCAGGACGGCGAGUCCAGCGAGAGCCUCGCGUCCUCCGAGGAGAGCCCCGAGUCCACGGGGGACGAGAACAGUUCCAGCCAGGAGGGCCUCGGGUCUCGCAGCGCGUCGGCGGCCAGCCGGAGCGAGGAAGAGCAGGACAGUGACUCUCAGGACAGCAGCAGGUCCAGGGAAGACAGCGACUCCACUGAGAGCAAAUCCAGCAGCGAGGAAGACGGCCCGUCAAAAACCACUGAGAUAGAAAGCAGAAAGUUAACGGUGGACGCUUAUCACAACAAGCCCAUCGGGGACCAAGAUGACAACGACUGCCAAGACGGCUAUUAG
Messenger RNA from Propithecus coquereli (Coquerel's sifaka), 1530 nucleotides. It is a transcript of the gene DMP1, whose product is annotated as dentin matrix acidic phosphoprotein 1. The transcript is spliced from 5 exons. Gene Ontology annotation, biological process: ossification; extracellular matrix organization. Bases 1 to 1530 code for a protein of 509 amino acids. Gene Ontology annotation, cellular component: extracellular matrix. The record is from RefSeq and is a predicted model, not a curated record. NCBI's taxonomy places the organism in Eukaryota, Metazoa, Chordata, Mammalia, Primates, Indriidae. Gene Ontology annotation, molecular function: extracellular matrix binding.